This is a messenger RNA of Fonticula alba, 1482 nucleotides long. Its product is annotated as methionyl aminopeptidase. Gene Ontology annotation, molecular function: metalloaminopeptidase activity. Gene Ontology annotation, biological process: proteolysis. The record is from RefSeq and is a predicted model, not a curated record. The transcript has 5 exons. Bases 147 to 1361 code for a protein of 404 amino acids. Lineage: Eukaryota; Rotosphaerida; Fonticulaceae.
GUGCGGUGGCAGAGAGCUUUCAGAGACACUCUCAAGCCCAGUCUUACGCUCCCCGCAAGACUCCCGACCAGAUCCCCCCAUCAUCAUUUCUGCUGCCUCUCCCACGCUCGACGCUCCCGGAGAAGAACCGCCACCCAUUUUUCAUCAUGUCCACCGACGAGGUUAAGGACAACCCCAUGUGCGCGGGCUGCCACGUCAAGGCCGCCACCCUGCAGUGCCCGAGCUGCCUGAAGAUCCCGCUGCUGGCCCAGUCGCGCGGGUCCUUCUUCUGCUCGAAUGAGUGUUUCAAGUCCGUGUGGAAUGUCCACAAGCUGGUGCACCUGGCGGCCGAGCGUAAGUACGCGCCGUACGGGUCCAUCGGCAAGCCCAUGUUCCGCGGCGAGCUCUAUCCCUGGCCCCUGUCGCCUCUCCGCAAGAUGCCGCCCGGCUGGAAGGGUGUCUACCCGGACUACGCCAAGACCGGCGAGCCGGUCAGCGAGCGCCGCUGGCCGCGCAACGCCAUCCCCGUCCUGACGGCCGAGGAGGAGCGUGCCAUGUGGAAGGUCGGCCGCCUGGGGCGUCAGAUGUUGGACCUCGGCGCCCAGGCCAUCGAGGUUGGUGUCUCCACCGACGAGAUUGACCGGAUUAUCCACGAGGCCAUCGUCGAGGCGGAUGCUUACCCGAGUCCGCUCAACUACAUGGGCUUCCCGAAGUCCUGCUGCACUUCGCUCAACGAGGUCAUUUGCCAUGGCAUUCCGGAUGCCCGGCCGCUGGUUGCUGGCGACAUUCUCAACAUCGAUGUGUCGGUCUACCUGGAGGGCUUCCACUCGGAUCUGAACGAGACCUACUUCGUGGGCGAGGUUGACAGCGAUUCCAAGCGCCUGGUCUAUGCGGCCCGUGAGAGCCUCGAGCUCUCCAUCGAUGCCUGCAAGCCGGGCAUGGCCUAUCGCGAGCUGGGCAGCAUCAUCGAGACCCGUGCCAAGAAGGACAACCUCAGCGUCGUCCGCAACUUCUGCGGCCACGGUGUUGGCCGCCUCUUCCACGGCCCGCCCAACGUCCCCCAUUACGCCAACAACAAGACCUUUGGCGUCAUGAAGAAGGGCCAUGCUUUCACCAUCGAGCCGAUGCUUAACCUUGGCACCGUCAAGGAGAUCAUGUGGCCGGACAACUGGACUGCCACCACCUAUGAUGGCUCGCGCUCCGCCCAGUUCGAGCACACCCUCCUGAUCACCGACACCGGUGUCGAGGUCCUUACCCUUGGCGAGGGGCUCGAUGGCAAGGACGGUCGCUACUUCGGCAGCCAGUACGCUCCGAAGUACCGUCACCUCGACGAGACCGCCUCGGAGAAGGCCCGCCGCGAGGCCACCGAGCAGACCGCCUAAUCGCAUGCGCCCCGUUCCAGAUGGUGUCAGCUCUCCUCCCUGCUGGCCUCCUUUCUGCCAUGAAAGGCAAGGAGGAGGUGGCACAUUCCCCUCCUUCCUCCCCCCCCCCCCCUCUCCCCCC